CACGCCUACUAGUGACGUGACGUUGCGUAAUGGUUCCUCGGUAAAUAAACCUGAAGUUCACAGCGAUCAGCUGAUUCGAGCUGUUAGCGGAGGCUCUGGAACGAGAAGUGGGCAGGGCUCUCUCCGGUAGCCGCUAUCCUCAGUUCGGUUUUACUCACAACGAAGCGGUUAGUUUGCUUGCGGCCUGUGUUAAAGCUGGAGUUGUGGCCGGGUACAGGAAGAGCUGUAGUGUAUGAUCCCUGAGUCACUACCGGCAGCCGGCUCCUGUAGUAAACAAUAGGUGGCUGCACUACCUUCCUGUCGGGCCUUCCCUCCAGUCACCUAGUCCUGCUCACAUAUCUCUUACAGCCUGUCCUUCCGACUUCAGUCUGUGGAAGAGCCACUAGUAUUUUUCCUUUGCUGCGAGCUGCUGCUGGGGAGCCAAUGACAAGGCUACGAAGCUACUAAAUGAUUGUGUGUGUGCUAUGAGCUCACUGGAUUUCUGUGUAUAAUAUGCCCCAGAGCAGGGCCUGUCUAUAACGUCAACAUUCCAUAUUCACUUUCAUCUGUCAGAAGAUUAUCUACAAGAAUAUCGAUCUAUUCAAGGAGAUCCAAGUGAUCAUGAUCGCAGAUAUUGUCUUGGAUCAGUGUCUGAAUUAGAUCUGUUAAUUGGAACAUCCUGUCUUAUGGAAUCCAAUCACAUCCUUUGUGUUAAUUCACCUCCUUUCCUGGCUGAAAACAUCAUCUGCAGUGCCACCAUCUCAAGCUACCACAUUUUUGGACCCUUUCAGGUUUUAACUUCUUAAAAAGACUAUACAUUGAGUCCACAUAUUUGUAGCAAGACUACAUUUUUCACACACACCCCCCCCCCCUUUGGAAGCAGCCGCAGCAUUAUCAGAAUUUUGGCUCUCGGUCACCGCUUCUUCAGCCGGAUUUCCUUGCGAACAAGCUCCAAUCCAGCGUCUUCUGGAAAAGUCCUGUCUUUCAGCACAUACAUAAUUGUCUUCAUUUAGAUUGGCAAACAACCAUUUUUAAACGGCAGAAACAACUUUGUUACAGGAAGAAAACAAAUUGUCAGAGGCUUAGACCAUCGUCCCUGUCAAAUCAGCUGUUGCCUAGAUCUGUGUGCUUGAAAUCCAGUCAAGCAUUGCACUAGUUGUUGUGAAAAAUGCUAAUCCUUUAUUCUAAAUGACCCAUAUAUUUUUUUUUUUGCCCACCCUCAUGGUUUACAUUGUCUUUCCUACCCAAAUUUAACUAAGCAAAUGUGCUAAUAAGAACAGAAGGCCGUCUUCGUUUAAUUUUUUCUCAUGAUGGAGUAACCUUCAGUACUCAUCAGAAGUUGUAGAGAGCAUAUAUACAUCUCAGGAGGCAAGCAUUCAGUGAACCUGUUGUGUAUUUUUAAGUCUUUGGAGAUUUGCUUGCAUUUUGUUUGGUUUUUUUUUCUUAAUAUUUUAAUCAUGAUGGACUUAUAUAUAGUGUUUUAUUCUGCAUGAAAUAUUUAUUUUUCUACUCAAGAAAGGUGUGAAUUGGAAUAGCCGAAUUCAAAUAGAUGCUUGUCUCUACAAACCCAUUAUCUGAAGUCUAUUUUGUGCACUCCGUUUUACACCGUCUGUAAUGAAGAGUCUGCAUAAAGCUGGCCUUUUUGCACAAUGCUGUAUUUCUAUUUUCUGUAAUCCUUUUACCAAGACUUUGAUCACAAAACACUUUCAAAGUCUUUAGUUGGUCCGCUGCCUAAUUGUGAUCAAAAAGUGACUUUGCUUCUACUGUAAGGAAAAUGAGUACACAGGGGCCAACCACUGAUAAGUGUCUGAUCACUGCAUUGAUGUGCCAGGAGAAUUUUGCAUGUGCUGGCAAUGCAGAAGCUGUUUUUGAAUGUGAUGAGUGUAAUACUCUGCAGUGCAAGCAGUGUGAAGGAGAGCUCCACAAACAAGAAAGACUUCAGAACCACGAGAGGACCAGGAUUCCUCCUGGAUUUGUCCCUUAUUGUUCCAGUUGCAAAGGAGGAAAUACAAGCUCCAUGAUGAGCAGCACAACAGGCUCCAGGCAGCGGGCAGCUGUUAGGUGCCUUAGCUGUAAGAUUGACCUCUGUGCUGAAUGCCAGAAACGUACUCACUCAGGGGGAAACAAAAGAAAGCAUCAGUUUACGGCAUACCCAAUUUUAAAGGGUCCUGAACCACAACAUGGCCCAGAAAUGGAUAAGGAAUCUUUAAGGAAGAAGAUGACUGAGAAAGUUGUCAGUUUCCUUCUAGUUGACGAGACUGAACAAAUUCAGGUAAAGGAUGAAGAGGAAUUCUUGGAGAAGCUGCACUGCAAGCAAGAUGACCUGUUGAAGGUCAUUUCGAUCUUUGGCAACACUGGAGAUGGCAAAUCUCACACUUUGAAUCACACCUUCUUUUAUGGAAGGGAAGUAUUUAAGACUUCUCCUGCCCAGGAAUCCUGCACAAUUGGUGUGUGGGCAGCACUGGACCCAGUCCAUAAAGUGGUUGUAAUCGACACAGAAGGUUUGCUUGGUGCCACGGUUAAUCUUAGUCAGAGGACACGUUUGCUGCUCAAAGUUUUGGCUAUUUCGGAUAUUGUUAUCUACAGAACUCAUGCAGAUAGAUUGCACAAUGACCUCUUCAAGUUUCUUGGUGACGCCUCUGAAGCGUACCUGAAACACUUUACCAAGGAGCUGAAAGCCACCACUGCAAGGUGCGGGUUAGAUGUGCCACUAUCAACACUGGGUCCUGGGGUUAUCAUCUUUCAUGAAACUGUGCACACCAAGCUGUUGGGGACAGAAAAGGUCACAGAAAUACCUGAGAAGGUGAUCCAGGACCGCUUCCGUAGGCUGGGAAGAUUUCCUGAAGCAUUCAGCUCUAUCCAUUACAAAGGCACUCGAACCUACAACCCACCAACUGACUUCUCAGGGUUGCGCCAUGUCAUUGAACAACAACUGGAGAACAAUACCACCCGCUCACCUCGUCAUCCAGGUGUCAUCUAUAAAGCUCUAAAGGCCCUGAGUGACCGCUUCAGUGGUGAAAUCCCUGAUGAUCACAUGACGCACAGCUGCUUUUUCCCAGAUGAAUACUUCACCUGCUCCUCUAUCUGCCUCAGCUGCGGAGCAGGUUGUAAAAACAGCAUGAAUCACUUGAAGGAAGGACUUCGUCACGACACGCAGAGCCGCUGCCGGUACUCACACCAGUAUGACAAUAGAGUGUUUACUUGCAAGGCUUGCUAUGAAAGUGGGAAGGAGGUGAAUGUGGUACCCAAAACAUCUGCUUCCACGGACUCUCCCUGGUUGGGCCUUGCUAAGUAUGCCUGGUCUGGAUACGUGAUUGAGUGCCCUUCAUGUGGCGUGAUCUAUCGCAGCCGUCAGUACUGGUUUGGGAACCAAGAUCCUGUGGAUACUGUUGUGCGUACAGAGAUACAACAUGUCUGGCCUGGAGCAGAUGGAUUCCUAAAAGACAACAACAAUGCAGCUCAGCGUCUCCUGGAUGGAAUGAACUUCAUGGCACAGUCUGUUUCUGAACUAAGUAUUGGACCGACCAAAGCAGUGACAUCCUGGCUGACUGAUCAGAUUGCCCCAGCCUACUGGAAGCCAAAUUCACAAAUACUGGAAUGUACUAAGUGCAAGAUCCCCUUUAAAGACAAUGACACUAAGCACCACUGUCGGGCCUGUGGGGAGGGCUUCUGUGACAGUUGCUCUUCCAAGAGCCGCCCAGUGCCUGAGCGAGGUUGGGGACUCUCUCCAGUACGUGUCUGUGACAGCUGCUAUGAUCAGAGAGGACCUCCUGUGGCUGUAGCAACAAAUACUGCAGAAGAUGAUGAAGGUGGCACCCUGAUUGCAAGGAAGGUUGGAGAGGCUGUACAAAACACCUUAGGCGCCGUGGCCAAAACCAUUGACUUCCCUCUGGGUCUGGUGAAAGACGCUGCAAGGCCAACUUACUGGAUCCCAGACCAUGAAAUAAAAGACUGCUACAGCUGCAGGAAAGAGUUCAGCACCAAGCUCUCGAAACACCACUGCCGGGCAUGUGGCCAGGGUUUCUGUGACGAGUGUUCAAAUGAGAGACGGGCAGUACCCACUCGGGGCUGGGACCAUCCUGUCCGUGUCUGCGUAAACUGCAAUAAAAAACCUGGUGACCUUUAACUCUUUUGUUUCCACUCCAGUCCUUCGUAAUUCAGUAAAUUCUCAGGGUUAGAAAUAAGUGGAACUUCCUUAAUACUUAGGCUUUGUUUGCCUAUGUAGGCUCUGACCUUUUGACUGUGGCCUGAAUCUUAUUAGUCCCUUAGUCACGUAUCAAUUACACAAAGAGAAAACUUCAGACCUCGGUGAGAGAAGGCAACAUUUUUGUAACCUUGCUGGUCAGAGAUGGUAAAAUGGAAUAAUAUCUGGGACAAUGAAACCUCUGAUGCAAUUUAUAAUUCUAGGAAAACAAUCUUUGCCACUAACCGUAUAUGCACUUUAAGUCAUGCCUGCAUGCCAGGGCUCCGAAUACUAACGUUUUUUUUUUAUGUUCUGUAAAUUUAUGUUAUAAAAUGUGGAUACCUUUACAUGAGAUAUUUUCUGUGUGGCCAAACUAUAGAAAUGCACGUGUUAAUUAAAAGGCACUAUUGUGUAAAUACAAUGUAAUCUUCGUAAAGAAUACACUGUAAGGGUUGGGGCAGAUUCGGGAAGAUUGUCGCCUGGCGACUAAUCUCCUCUUCUGCGGGGCGACAAUCUCCCCGAACUGCCUUCCGUCUGUCUUCCGCCUGCUUGAAUGAAGAAUCGCCUGCGCUAAUACACUCACGGCGCUUCGAUUUCCGAAGUUGCAUGAAUUCUAAAAUCGAAUCGCCGCGAACGCAUUAGUGCAGACGAUUCUUAAUUCAAGCAGGCGGAAGGCAGACUCACGGCAGUUCAGGGAGAUUGUCGCCCUGCAGAAGAGGCGAUUAGUCGCCAGGUGACUAAAUCUCCCUGAGUCUGCCCCCAACCCUAAAGCUGUCUGCCCAGUACUGGUGCCAGAAAAUCUAUUCAGGACAGGAAUACAUCAGUCAGGUUCUUCCCAUUUAUAUCAGUGAUAGGCAGCGGGGGAGGGGGGUGAUUUUGGGCAUUGUGUACUCAAAUCCUCAAAAUAAUGGUUGUUUCCACAGCAAUCCGUUUUAUGAUGUAUUUAUCUGUUUAAUCUUACAGCUACAAUUCUAAAAUCUAAAAUAAAAAGAACAUCUUUUGCCAUUUA
Molecule: messenger RNA, 5171 nt
Organism: Xenopus laevis (African clawed frog)
Lineage: Eukaryota; Metazoa; Chordata; Amphibia; Anura; Pipidae
Gene: zfyve1.L
Product: zinc finger FYVE-type containing 1 L homeolog
Exons: 11
Coding region: 1754-4105 (783 amino acids)
Biological process (GO): lipid droplet formation
Cellular component (GO): endoplasmic reticulum; Golgi stack; Golgi apparatus
Molecular function (GO): metal ion binding; phosphatidylinositol-3,4-bisphosphate binding; phosphatidylinositol-3-phosphate binding
Source: RefSeq, a predicted model, not a curated record